This is a messenger RNA of Scophthalmus maximus (turbot), 2591 nucleotides long. RefSeq names its product dynein axonemal assembly factor 1-like. Lineage: Eukaryota; Metazoa; Chordata; Actinopteri; Pleuronectiformes; Scophthalmidae. The record is from RefSeq and is a predicted model, not a curated record. Gene Ontology annotation, molecular function: protein binding. The coding region runs from base 444 to 2198 and encodes 584 amino acids. The transcript has 2 exons.
CAGCGGGCUCAUCAGAGAAAGAUAUGUUUCCUUCUUCACAUAAUUGCAAAAUUAAAGUGAUAUGUGUAUUUCACAUAAUGUUUCAAUAAAAUUACAGGUCAACACAUCACAUGUGAUGUUUUAUUGAAUACAGCAGAGCGUAGCUAUGAACCGCUCAGUGAUUGGUCAGAAAGACAGACUCAGCAAGCCUCCCUUCAACUUUUUUUGUAACCAUGUUAGAGAUACAUAGUUCUACCUGACAACAGCAAUUAACUUAAUUCGGAUUGGAUUCAAGCCUCCUUUGAUGGCUGCUUUGAUCUCACACAGAAAGGUCAGCCAUGACAUAAGUCGAGGCAACACCCGGCAAUGACCUGAAAAAAUUGCACUACUUCAGCUUAUUCCCGCUUACCAUUGCUGAAUUAAAAAAAAAAAAAAUAACAACGGAAGAUAAAGAGGCAAAUCAAAUGGAAGGUGGACAUGCCAAAAGGACUUCCGUUAAAAAAGGAGUUGAUGCCAUGAUGGAAGAUGGAGCCCAAAAGGAAAGUGACAAAAACCAGUCAGGACCACGGAUGACCAAGAGAUUCCUCAAAGACCUCUGUAAGCAGCACAAACUAUACACAACUCCUUGCCUCAACGACACACUGUAUCUGCAUUUCAAAGGCUUCUCCGCCAUUGAGAACCUGGAGGAGUUCACGGGUCUGAAGUGUCUCUGGCUGGAAAGCAAUGGGCUUCAGCGCAUUGAGAACCUGGAUGCCCAGACCGACCUGCGCUGCUUGUUCCUUCACCAGAACCUCAUAUACAAGCUGGAGAACCUUGAACAUUUGAAGCAACUCUGCACCUUGAAUGUCUCCAACAACUAUAUCAACAAAGUAGAGAACAUCUCCUGCCUUCCUCACCUGUCCACCCUGCAGAUUGCCCAUAACAAGUUGGAAACUGUGGUGGACAUAGAGCACCUCAGUCAGUGUUUGGCAAUCAGUGUGCUGGAUAUGUCUCACAACCAGUUAAAAGACCCCGAGAUCCUCCCUGUACUUGAGGCCAUGCCAGGGCUGCGAGUGUUGAAUCUAAUGGGCAAUGAGGUGUUGAGAAAAAUCCCAAACUACAGGAAGACUAUGAUUGUGAACCUCAAGCAGCUCACCUACCUCGACGAUCACCCUGUGUUUCCCAAAGACAGGGCAUGUGCGGAGGCAUGGGCAGCGGGAGGGCUGGAGGGGGAGCGCAGUGAAAGGGAACGAUGGGAAACAAGGGAGCGGAGGAAAAUUCAGGACAGCUUGGACGGCAUGGCAAUGAUUCGUAAAAGAGCUCAGGAGAGACUGCGUCUACAAGAGCCAAAGGAGAAAGGGGAUGCUGAGGUCCUCAACACUCCCUGUGAGGAAAACAACACCCAGAUUGUCACUUCAUCACAAGAGAAGAUCCAAGCCUUCGUGCAGGACAGCCUGGAUGCACAUGAAGAGUUCUUGCAGAGUCAAGAAGCACAGAAAUGCAAGCCACAAAGUGAACAUGCAGAGGCAGAGCAGCCAAGGGACGGGUUGCAGGGAGAGCAAUUAGAGAAAGGUGAUCAGACCGAAUUACAGAUGAAGCAGCCAGUGAGAGAAGAGAAAGAAGGACUGAAUCCAGAGAAGGCAGCAAAAGAGCAAGAGAGUAGUGCAGAGAAUAUGUUAGAGACUGAGAAAGUAGAAGAUUACAAAAAACGAAAUCAGUCACAUGUAAUUCAACUCCUGAUAAAAGAAGCAGAAAAAGAGCAGGUGAACAUGAGUGAGCUGCAUGAGACGAAACAGUCUCCACCGGUCAGGGCAGCUCCUCCUGAAGCAGAUGAGGUCGUACCCACAUAUGGUCCGGGACCGUUGGUGACAGAGCUGAGGGAUGUGGAGCAGCUGGAAACCAUCCACCUUCCACUGCAUCGCUCACUGCAUAUCGACGACCUGCCCGAUCUGGAGGAUGUGGACACAGACGACUUCACUGGAAUGUUUUUUUCGCAGCAGGUGUCCAAACCAAUGAUAGAGGUCAUAUCAGGAGGCAGCGAAGAGGAUGAGCCGACUGGAAACCAGAGUGAGAUCAUCUCCACCAGUCCAGCCGCAAGUUCAGUGUUCACCGAAGUCUCUAGCAUUUCUUCAUCACUGGUGUAUCCAGGGGAUCGCGAUGGAAUAUUUGAACCAGUGGAAAAGUCAAAGACAAACCAGAUUUCCACUUCACCACACUGCCUGAUUGAGGAGUUGGAAUGAUAGUUUUAAGUUUUAAAUACAUAAUCCCACAGGGAUUUCAUUAUCAUUUUCAGAAAGUACCUUACUCCCGGAAAAAUAAUUUAAAAAAUAUAUAAAAUGAGCGCUUGAAGCUAUUUUUGCAUGUUUGAUAAAUGUUUAUGCACUCUUAUCGAUUCUUGCACUUUUGGGUAAUAUCUUAAUGUUUGAAUGCACUUACUGUAUGUCGCUUUUGACAAAAGCAUCUGCUAAAUCGAAUGUAAAUGUAAUGUAAUUUUGUUUAUGUGGUUGUUUAUUGUAUAGCUGAAACAAAAAAAACUACUUGAUCUGGUCAGUUUUCUUUUAUAGAAGAAAUUGUAAUUAAAAAUAUCACUAAUGUUAAUAAACGACAAAACAAAGAACACCGGGCUAAUCUGA